AUGGCACCAAAAUCUAAAAAACAACAACAACAACCAACAACAGCACCAACAGCAGCAGUAGCAGAAGAAAAAGAAUUAACAGUUGAUGAUGAGGUGAGCGAGGUGAAUCGUCAGUUGAUGAAAAUCAAAUUGCAAAAGAAACAAAAGCAAGAGGAGCAUGAAAGAGAGAUCAAAAGAAAACAACAAGAUGAGCAACAUGCUGGAAAUCAUCACGGUUCAUCGUCGUCGUCGUCCAAGGGUGGCGACCAUGUAGCACCGAUUAUCCAAGAUGGGUUGGUCAGUGGUGUCAAGCGAUCCAAGCCAUCGGCUCCCAUCCCAGCAUUCCAGUACUUUAGAGAGGAGAAUCCAAAGCGAGCCAAUGGAUGGUUACUCGAAAAAUGGAAAGAAAUGGAAGAAGGUGAAAAGCGUCCAUACUAUACCAAGGCAGAGGAAGACAAACAACGAUACAAACUCCAAAUGGAAGAGUAUGAAAAGAUCCAUGCCAAGGUGGUUCAUCACAAAGUACAAAAAAAGGACAAGAAAAAGUCAGCCAAAAAGAAUGAUGAUAGUGGAGGCAGUGGAUCAGAGGACACACCAUCUCAUCAAGACAAAGAGUCACAAGAAAGUGACGAGGACCAUCAACCAGGUAAACGACUCACCAAAAAGGGUAAGAAGAAACUUGCUGCCAAGUUGUCCACCUCUCCCAAACCAGCAUCUCACUUGUCCACCAAAAAGAAUCAAGUCAAUGACACUUCUGGUCAACUUUCACUAUUGUCUGCAUCUGUAAAGGCACUCUCUAAUCAAAAUAGAAAGUACAAUGAAGAGGAUGAUGAUGAUGAAGAUGAAGACGACGAUGAAGAUGAUGAAGAUGAAGACGACGAAGAUGACGACGAAGACGAAGAUGAUGAAGAAGGAGAGGAAGGUGAAGAGGUUGAUUAUGGAGUAUAUGAUGAUGAAGAAGAUGAAGGUUACGCAGAGAUGAAGAGAGGUUUCAAACAUCAAGCAGGAGGAAAUCAAAAGAAUAGAGAUCAUAAAUUAAGAUCUGGUAAGAGAUGGAAUUCUUAA
Messenger RNA from Cavenderia fasciculata, 1044 nucleotides. RefSeq names its product high mobility group box-containing protein. Lineage: Eukaryota; Evosea; Eumycetozoa; Acytosteliales; Cavenderiaceae. The transcript has a single exon. Bases 1 to 1044 code for a protein of 347 amino acids. The record is from RefSeq and is a predicted model, not a curated record.